Messenger RNA from Pogoniulus pusillus (Red-fronted tinkerbird), 6201 nucleotides. RefSeq names its product small G protein signaling modulator 2 (gene SGSM2). Lineage: Eukaryota; Metazoa; Chordata; Aves; Piciformes; Lybiidae. The record is from RefSeq and is a predicted model, not a curated record. Bases 87 to 3251 code for a protein of 1054 amino acids. Gene Ontology annotation, molecular function: GTPase activator activity. The transcript is spliced from 24 exons. Gene Ontology annotation, biological process: activation of GTPase activity.
CUCCUCUGCCGCCGCCGGCUCCGCAGCGCUGCGGCCGGCCGGCUCUGAGCGCGGGGCGCGGCGGGCGGCCCCGCUCUGGCUCCGCCAUGAGCUGCUCGACGGACGCCGUGAAGGAGAAGCUGCUGUGGAACGUGAAGAAGGAGGUGAAGCAGAUCAUGGAGGAAGCUGUCACGCGGAAGUUCGUCCAUGAGGACAGCAGCCACAUCAUCGCCUUGUGCGGUGUGGUGGAAGCGUGCCUCCUGCACAUGCUGAAGCGCAGGGCUGCCGGCUUCCUGCGGACCGACAAGGUGGCUGCACUCUUCACCAAGGUGGGCAAGACCUACACGGUAGCUGGAGACAUAUGCAAGAAGGUGCAGGAGCUGCAGCAGCAGGUAGAAAGCAGGAAAAAUCAGCCAGGUGGGCAGGAGCCCCUCAAGAGGCAGGGAUCAACCACGAGCAAAAGCCCUGUCCUGACCCCUCAGGCCAUCAAGCACAUCUGGGUGCGGACAGCACUGAUCGAGAAGGUGCUGGACAAGAUCGUGCAGUACAUCGUCGAUAACUGCAGUAAAUAUUAUGAAAAAGAAGCUUUACUGGCAGAUCCUGUUUGUGGCCCAAUUCUGGCUUCUCUUCUAGUUGGACCAUGUGCUCUGGAGUACACCAAGCUGAAGACAGCAGACCACUACUGGACAGACCCCUCUGCAGACGAGCUGGUCCAGCGGCACCGCAUCCAUGGCGUGCACGGCCGCCAGGACUCCCCCUCCAAGCGCCCGGCCCUGGGAAUCCGGAAGCGCCACUCCAGCGGCAGCAGCUCCGACGAUCGCUUCGCGGCCUCGGCGCGGGAGUAUGUGGAGUCCCUGCACCAGAACUCGCGCACACACCUCCUGUACGGCAAGAACAACGUCCUGGUGCAGCCUAAAGAUGACCUGGAGGCCAUCCCUGGCUAUCUCUCCCUUCAUCAGGCAGCAGACAGUUUGACACUAAAGUGGACUCCAAACCAGCUGAUGAAUGGAACCCUCGGAGACUCAGAGCUGGAGAAAAGUGUUUACUGGGACUACGCAUUGAUAGUGCCGCUGAGCCAGAUCGUCUGCAUCCACUGCCAUCAGCAGCCAGAAGGCAGAUGGACACUGGUCUUGGUGAGUCAGGAUGGAACUCAGCGACCUCCACUGCACUUUCCCCAAGGAGGUCACCUCCUCGCCUUCCUUUCCUGCCUGGAAAAUGGGCUCCUGCCUCGAGGUCAGCUGGAGCCACCCCUCUGGUCCCAGCAGGGCAAGGGUAAGGUGUUCCCAAAGCUUCGCAAGCGGCACAGCAACAGAUCUGUGGACCUGGAGGAAGUGCCAGCUGAAGACACCUCCACAGACUACGUGUUCAGAAUUAUCUACCCAGGACACAAGCACGAGAACAUAACUAUUAACUACCACCACUUAGCUGCCAGCCGCUCUACCUCUGUUGACGAUGAUGAGGAGGAGGAAGAUAAGCUACACGCAAUGCUAUCAAUGAUCUGCUCUCGGAACCUCACAGCUCCUAAUAGGAUGAAAGACACCAGUGAAAUGAUAGAGAUGCAAGGCUUUGGGGCAAACCUGCUCUCCUGGCAGCUGGAGCACUGCAGCCAAGGCUCCUCCUGUGUCUCCUGUUCCACGGGCAGCUCUCCCUAUGACAUUCCCAGCUGCUGCAGCUGCAUCCACGACAGAACUCCUCUGAAGAUGCUGUGUGACAGCAUGAAGAAACAAAUCGUUUCCAGAGCCUUUUAUGGAUGGCUCGCCUACUGCCGUCACCUCUCCACGGUGCGCACGCAUCUCUCUGCCCUGGUGAACCACACCAUCGUCCCCCCUGACAAACCCUCCAGUGCUGCAGGAGGCCUGACUAAAGAGGUCUGGAGCAAGUAUCAGAAGGACAAGAAGAACUACAAGGAGCUGGAGCUGCUGAGAAGAGUUUACUACGGCGGGGUGCAGCACGAGAUCCGGAAGGAGGUGUGGCCCUUCUUGUUGGGUCACUACAAAUUUGGCAUGGCCAAGAAGGAAAUGGACCAGGUGGAUGAGGACAUUGCUCUCCGCUAUCAGAAGGUGAUGGCUGAGUGGAAGGCCUGCGAGGUGAUCGUGAAGCAGCGCGAGAAGGAGUCCCACUCUGCCUCGCUGGCCAAGUUCUCCUCGGGCAGCAGCAUCGACAGCCACGUCCAGCGCCUCAUCCACAGGGACUCCACCAUCAGCAAUGAGGUCUUUAUAUCUGUAGAUGAAAUGGACUCCAGAGGUCAGGACGACCCCACUUUCACCACGGUGGCUGCAGAGGCACCACCAGCAGUGGCUGCCCUUGAGCAACAGCCUGUGGAGUUCGACUCCCCCGACUCGGGGCUGCCCUCCUCCAGGAACUACUCCGUGGCUUCGGGCAUCCUCUCCAGCAUCGACGACGGGCAGAGUGUCUCCUUUGAAGAUGGGGCUGAAGAAGAAGCUAGCACUGGGGUGGAAAUGACUGACGCAGGCACACCAGGUUUGCAGAAAGCCAAGUCGGGGGCGCUGCAGUCCCAGGGCUCUGUCUCAGAGGAGCAGCUCUGUUCCCAGGUGGAUUACUUGGUGGAUGUGGCUUCCGUCUGUGCCGCCUCCUACACGAUAGAGUUACUGGACACUGUUGCCUUAAAUUUGCACAGAAUUGAUAAGGAUGUCCAGAGGUGUGACAGGAAUUAUUGGUACUUUACUGCUGAUAACCUGGAGAAGCUCCGAAACGUCAUGUGCAGCUAUGUUUGGGAGCACCUGGAAGAUGGUUAUGUCCAAGGCAUGUGUGACCUCCUGGCUCCUUUGAUGGUUAUACUUGACAAUGAUCAGCUGGCUUACAGCUGCUUCAGCCACCUGAUGAAGAGGAUGAGCCAGAACUUCCCCAACGGAGGUGCUAUGGACACACACUUCGCCAACAUGCGGUCCCUCAUCCAGAUUCUAGACUCGGAGCUCUUUGAGCUGAUGCACCAGAAUGGAGACUACACUCACUUCUACUUCUGCUACCGCUGGUUCCUGCUGGACUUCAAAAGAGAAUUGUUGUACGAGGAUGUAUUUACAGUGUGGGAAGUUAUUUGGGCAGCAAAGCACAUCUCUUCAGAACAUUUUGUCCUUUUCAUUGCCUUAGCACUUGUGGAGGUUUAUCGAGAGAUUAUCCGUGAUAACAACAUGGACUUCACUGAUAUCAUCAAGUUCUUUAACGAGAUGGCAGAGCACCAUGACGCUGAGGAAAUCCUGAGGAUAGCAAGAGACCUUGUCUACAAAGUGCAGACCCUGAUCGAGAACAAGUGAUGCUGAGCAGCCUGGCCCGACAGAGCACUCCUUGCACUGCAACUCCAAACUGGUGUCUGAUUGCAUCUUCCAUGUAAUAAAUUACCUGAGAGAUUUGUAACAGACUCUGAAACCCAGAACUUUUCCUUCACCAGAUGAGGUUUGUGUUUGAUAGUCCUUGGUACACUCCCUUUGUAUUUCUAGACACAAUCUUUUUUGCAUUCUCUUACCUCCCUCUCUGGAAGACGUCCAGCUGUGGAGCUGAGGUAUUGAAAAGGAGGCACCUGAGCCACCAGGACGUUUCUGGUUUGACUUACUGCACCUUUUGUGCUCUGCCAGAGCCUUCCUUGGAUCAGUAACUCAAGUGCUGGAGGCACUGAACUGGGUCUUGGGAGGAGCGUGUUCGUGGAGCUAUUGUCUGUGCCUUGAACGAGGAAGAUGAAAGUCCCUGGGCACCUGUGGCUGAAACAUCUGCACUGAGCAGAGUGUUUAGUGGCAACUAAAGUAACCACAGCUACCACCUGGGAGAGUGGCCUUAAACUAGGUGAUGAAUCCAUGAUUCCCUGGCAUGGUUAAGAUGAGCAGUGCCCAUCUGGCAGCAUCUGCUCAAACCCUCAGCUGACCUUUGCUGACCAGCCGGUGCUGUUGAGUCCUCACAGCCUGCCCCUGCCACGGCCAAGCCUUCAGUUUACUUAGCAAACCUGCUCUGGGAAUGCUCCCAGGGCAGCAGGUUUAGCACACACAAACAGGUCUCCUGCUGGAGCUCUCACACUGAGUGUCUGUGCAGGGUGCCAAGAAGCUCAGACCCCACCUUACAGAGCUGGCAGCAGAGCCAAACCUCCUCCAGAUUACUCACACCACAGCACUGCCUGCCUCCUCCUCACCCUGCAGAGCUUUCCAGGAGGGCUUCCCUUGGCCUCCUGCAAACACAAACCAGGCACUCAAGCACCUCUCAGCUCUUGCCAGCCAAAGCAGCUGGCACUGUGGCACAGGAUCCCAUCCCUGCUGGUUUGUAGAGCUCUCCACAUGCACAGGCUCCGGGGCACCUCCUUCUGCUUGGCCACUUCUUUUUAAUAGCAGCAUCCAAUUCACUCCACCCUGCACAGGAGCACCCAGGGUCAGCUGGGCCCCUGCAGGCAGCCUGGUGGCUCUUUGGGCACCUCACUGCUGGAUUUUGCUGCUUCCAUGGGUACCUGUGAGAUGUGCUCCUGGACAGCCAGGGGCUUAGUGUAAGCACUCCAAGGACUCCAAAAGGUCCUCUGCCAUCCCUAGGACCUUAGUGAUCUAAAAACAAAGAAAUGAGUCUGAAUCUGAAUUCUGGGGGGGUUUGGCUCCAGAGCAGCCUUGCAGCUUAGCUAUCUUUGCACCUGGUCCAGAGCAGAGCUGUGGGCUCACAGACUGGGUUGGAAGGGACCUUUAAAGCUCAUCUGCUCCAAACCCUCUGCAGUGAGCAGAGACACCUUCCCCUGCAGCAGGCUGCUCAGAGAAGUUCAUCUGCAUCAGAUCAGCUCUCAUGAACUUCUAAAGUGAGAUCUUACCAAGAGAGGUGCAGAGAAUAAAAUGAUUCUGUUGGGAAGCUCAAAGGCUGUCAGGAGGCACCUACCUGAGUAACUCUGCUCCUGUUACUACCCAAGUGUGGCCUCUCCAGCUCCAUGCAUGAGUUGAGUGCUGCCGUGGGGUCCUCAGGGGCUGUUACUUGCAGCAGGUGGGUUUGGGUCUCAAAAGCCCAUCCCUCCUGAGAGCUCUCUUUGGGAUUGCAGUAAACUGGAACUGGUAAAGCAGAGUCUAAAGAGGGAAAAAAACACACCAAAUGCAAAUUGCAGAGAAGUGCUCCUCAGCUUCGUGGUCUCAGCCCUCCCUUAAAUUGGCUUCUCAAAUUCACAAGCCCAAAGCCUCCUGGGGGCAGCCAAAUGCCUUCAGGGGCAAGCCUGAUGCUCUCCAGGCUCACCAGCAUCACCCUCACGAAACAGGAGUGAGAACAGGAGCCCACUCAGUCCUGAGCAGGGUGCUGUGGAGGAGGCAGCAGUGAAGGAGAAGCCUCCAGUGCACAGAGCAAGCCUAAAAUAAACCAUGGUGGCAGCAACAGGGGACCAGCCCUGCCCAGCUGUGCUGCCCACCCUGGGCAUCCUGCACUUGGGGUGUGCUGGGAGGGAGGGGAGCUGGGAAGUGAUGACAGCAACUCCCAGAGGCCCACCCCAGCACCACUUACAGCUGUGCCCAGCUCUCCUGCAGGGCAGUGAAUGCCUACAGGCCCACCCCAGCACCACCUACACCUGUGCCCAGCCAUCCUGCAGGGCAGUGAAUGCCCACAGGCCCACCCAAACACCACUUGCAGCUGUGCCCAGCUCUCCUGCAGGGCAGUGAAUGCCCACAGGCCCACCCCAGCACCACUUACAGCUGUGCCCAACUCUCCUGCAGGGCAGUGAAUGCCCACAGGCCCACCCCAGCACCACCUACACCUGUGCCCAGCCAUCCUGCAGGGCAGUGAAUGCCCACAGGCCCACCCAAACACCACUUGCAGCUGUGCCCAGCUCUCUUGCAGGGCAGUGAAUGCCCACAGGCCCACCCCAGCACCACUUGCAGCUGUGCCCAGCUCUCCUGCAGGGCAGUGCAUGGCUGCUGGAAGGCCUCCAGCACACCUCAGGCCAGACCUGGCUGCUCACUGGAACCUGGAAUGGUAUUUCUCAGAGGUUGUGAUGAGUGAGAAGGGUUGAAAGGUUGCAGCUGGCAGGGCUGAGGAGGUGAUGCAAGCCCCAGACCUGCACUGGUUUUCUCUGGUAUGCUGGGAAUGUGCUACACAACAACCCCCAACCUCUGCACCCUACCUCGUGUUUGUUCCAACCUCCUGUCUCUGUACUUCAUGGCUGUUGUGGAUGGAUCCUCUCUUCUCGUUGGGAGCAGACUGUUCUCUUUCUUGCUCAAUUAUUUAUGUUUAACUGUAACAUAUGAAUAAAUACUUAUGGUCAAGGCA